AUGUCUGCCACGCUUACUACUGCUGAAGGUAUGCUGGUAGCUAUCAUUCCUUUUUGGGUACGGGGUACCUUAGUCAUCUGGGGCAGGAGUAGAACGCUAGGGUGGGGCUGGGGUUUGUACCAAAGGUGGAGGAUCACCAAAGGUGCUGCAUGCAGAUGUGGCUAG
Molecule: messenger RNA, 165 nt
Organism: Prunus armeniaca (apricot)
Lineage: Eukaryota; Viridiplantae; Streptophyta; Magnoliopsida; Rosales; Rosaceae
Source: the annotation of a GenBank genome assembly